Pelecanus crispus (Dalmatian pelican) is the source of this 1146-nucleotide messenger RNA. It is a transcript of the gene MBOAT4, whose product is annotated as membrane bound ghrelin O-acyltransferase MBOAT4. Lineage: Eukaryota; Metazoa; Chordata; Aves; Pelecaniformes; Pelecanidae. Gene Ontology annotation, molecular function: serine O-acyltransferase activity. The record is from RefSeq and is a predicted model, not a curated record. Gene Ontology annotation, biological process: peptidyl-serine octanoylation; lipid modification. Gene Ontology annotation, cellular component: endoplasmic reticulum membrane.
AUGCAAAAAAUAUGCACCCCAUACCAGGUGGUGGCUUUCCCCUUCACUGCUCUCUUCCACCAUCUCUGUGCUUCGGGGUGCCUCUCUCUGACUGCCUGGUACAUAUUCCUCCUCACCAGAGGAUGUCCCCUCGCUGGCACAGCCAUGGGCAGCUACGCCGUGUUGCUCCUGCUGCCAGUGUUACAUCCCACUGCUGGCUCGGUGCUCGUCCUCCUCUCUGUCAGCCCAGCUCGUGCCCACAGCUGGGUCUUCACCCUCCAGAUGUCCUGGCAGACACUCUGCCACCUGGGGCUGAGCAGCCAGGAGCUGGGCCCACAGGAUGCCAGGCCAGCCAUCGCCCUCUCUGCCAUCACGCUGCUCACCCAGAAGGCUACGUCUCUGGCCCUGGGGCUUUUGCAGCGCGCACUGCCCCUCUGCAGCUACCUGCUCUUUUUUCCAGCCCUCCUCGGAGGUCCCCUGUGCUCCUUCAGGAGGUUUCGGGCCCAGGCCGAGUCCUCGGGGGCUCUCCCUUGCCCUCCUCAGGCUGGCCUCUGUUUGCACUGGGUGCUGGAUGAGGCCCUCCUCGAGGUGGUGGGCUUUGGGCCGGAGGCGGGCCAGGGAGACCUUUCCAUCUGCGACCCGUGGACACUGGAGACCACCCACCGCCUGGCUGUCUUUGCCCGAACCUGGAACAAGAGCACGUCCCACUGGUUGAGAAGACUUGUCUUCCAGCGCUGCACGGCCCAGCCACUCCUAGACAGCUUUGCCUUCUGCGCCUGGUGGCAUGGCCUCCGGCCUGGGCAGGUCUUUGGUUUCCUGUGCUGGGCUGUCAUGGCGGAGGCCAACUACCGCAUCCAUCCCUUCCUCAGCACCCAGGCCGCGUCCCGGGGCGUGAAGCUCCUCUACCGUGGCACAACCUGGGUCUUCACGCAGCUCAUCGUCGCCUGCAUCCUGGUGGCUCUGGAGACCGAGAGCUUCUCCAUGCUCUGCCUGCUCUGGACUUCCUGCAACAGCAUCCUUCCCUGCUCCUAUGGCUUCGUGCUGCUGCUGCUUGCCAAGAAGCUGAAGCAAAACUGAACCUGUCCUGGGCUAACUUGUGCGGCUGGAGAAGCCGCCAACCAUUCACCCCUGCUGCCCACUCUGGAGAGCAGCGGUGUUCCUAGGUAA